Oncorhynchus kisutch (coho salmon) is the source of this 5744-nucleotide messenger RNA. It is a transcript of the gene fer, whose product is annotated as fer (fps/fes related) tyrosine kinase. Gene Ontology annotation, molecular function: ATP binding; non-membrane spanning protein tyrosine kinase activity. NCBI's taxonomy places the organism in Eukaryota, Metazoa, Chordata, Actinopteri, Salmoniformes, Salmonidae. The transcript has 19 exons. The record is from RefSeq and is a predicted model, not a curated record. The coding region runs from base 230 to 2701 and encodes 823 amino acids. Gene Ontology annotation, biological process: peptidyl-tyrosine phosphorylation.
CAGUACAGAGCUCGAAGCGGAAACCCCUCCCGAAUCCCAACUCGGGCAGCGGAGCAAAAGAAAAGAAGAAUUCCAAGGAAUCAGGAAACACUGAGAAAUAGUAGAAGAGAAAAGAAACUAUCAGUAUAAAGAAAGAUGCAGACCUGAGGGUGAUUUCCCCGUACUCUCGGCCCAGCGAAGUGUGAGACUAAACAGCGUGCCUUGAGGAAGACUGAAGGGAAGAGGGACGAUGGGGUUCGGACGGGACCUGCGGAACUCCCACGACGGGCUGUUGAAGCUGCAGGACUGGGAGCUGAAGCUGCUGGAGACGGUGAAGCGCUUCAUGACGCUACGGGUGAAGAGUGACAAGGAGUACGCAUCACUUCUCCUCAAUAUCAGCCAGCAGGUGGAAAAGCACGACAACUCCUCCCAGAUGGACUACAUCAGCAACGUCUCCAAGUCUUGGGCCCACAUGGUCCAGCAGACGGAACAGCUGAGUAAGAUCAUGAAGUGUCACGCGGAGGAGCUGAACUCGGGCCCUCUGCACAGACUCACCAUGAUGAUCAAAGACAAGCAGCAGGUCAAGAAGAGCUACCAGAGCAUCCACACACAGAUCGAGUUCGAGAUGAACAAGGUGACAAAAGGUGAUCUAGAAAAGUUAAAGGGCACCUAUAGACAAUUGACAAAGGAAGCCCACAGUGCCAAAGAAAAAUACAGAGAAGCAAUGGUGAAAGGCAAGGAGCCAGAGAAGGCGAGGGAGCGCUACGACAAGACCACUAUGAAGUUGCACAACCUCCACAACCAGUACGUGCUGGCGGUGCGGAGCGCCCAGCUCCACCAGGAGCACUACCACGACACCACGCUGCCCCUCCUCCUCGACUCCCUGCAGAAGAUGCAGGAGGAGAUGAUCAGUGCACUGAAGGGGAUUUUGGAGGAAUACAGUGAAAUGACCAGUCUCUUAACUGAUGAAAUAGUAAAGGUCCACAAAGAAAUACACACGUCCAUCGACCAAAUUGACCCUGUGUCCGAGUAUGAACACUUCAUUGAGGUCUACAGGUCUCCAGAAACCAAAGAACCGAAUGUAGAAUUUGACAUUUCACUGCUGGAGGAAACAGAGAAUCUACAAGCAAACGAGAUCCUAUGGAACAAUUUGACUGCAGACAGUUUACAAGCGAUGCUAAAAUCCACAUCAGAUGAGCUGGUAAUCACUCAGCAGAGCCUACGCAGCAAGGAGGAUCUUAUGCAGGACCUGGAGAACAAGAUCGAUGAGUCCACCAGAACAUGUGAAAGGAAGUCUGAUGCGGUUCUGCUGCUCAGUCAGAAGCAGUCUCUAGAGGAUCUGAGGCAGACUGUCCAGUUGCUGCGCUGCACCGUGGCCAAGCUGGGUGCCCAGAAGGACCUGCUCGACCACAAGAUGCAGGAGAACGAGGGCAAGGAGCUGCCCCCCAUGGUCAACUACGAGGACGAUGCGCGCUCAGUCAACUCCAUGGACAAAGGCAAAGACAAGAUAUCAAAGUUUGACACCUUGCGUCAUUCCAUCGCCGGUAUCAUCCGCUCUCCGAAAUCUGUCCUUGGCUCAUCAUCUCAGUUUUUUGACGUGAUACCGACCAGUGAGAAGCCCCUGGGGGACCAGGAGUGGUACCACGGGGCCAUCCCCAGGACCGAGGCCCAGGAGCUGCUCAAACAGCAAGGCGACUUCCUGGUCCGGGAGAGCCAUGGCAAGCCUGGCGAGUACGUCCUGUCUGUCUUCUCCGACGGACAACGGAGACACUUCAUCAUCCAGUUUGCAGACAACCAGUAUCGUUUUGAAGGCACUGGCUUCCCGACCAUUCCUCAGUUAAUUGAACACCAUUACACCACAAAGCAAGUCAUUACCAAGAAGUCAGGGGUGGUGCUUUUAAACCCAGUCGUCAAGGAUAAAAAAUGGAUACUCAACCAUGAGGAUGUUCUUCUUGGAGAGCUUCUUGGCAAAGGCAACUUUGGUGAGGUAUUCAAAGGAACAUUGCGGGACAAGACUCCUGUGGCAGUCAAGACAUGUAAAGAGGAUCUUCCACAGGAGCUGAAGAUUAAGUUCCUAUCUGAAGCCAGGAUCCUGAAGCAGUAUGACCACGCCAACAUUGUGAAGCUGAUAGGCGUCUGCACACAACGGCAGCCUAUUUACAUUGUGAUGGAGCUCGUGUCUGGAGGGGACUUCUUGUCGUUCCUCCGGAAGAAGAAGGAAGACCUGAAGACCAAACAGCUGGUGAAGUUUUCUUUAGAUGCUGCUGCAGGAAUGGCUUACCUCGAGCUCAAAAACUGCAUCCACAGGGAUCUGGCUGCCAGGAACUGUCUGGUGGGAGAGAGCAACCUGCUGAAGAUCAGCGACUUUGGGAUGUCGAGACAAGAGGAUGAUGGGAUAUACUCGUCGUCCGGCCUCAAACAGAUCCCCAUCAAGUGGACGGCUCCAGAGGCAUUAAAUUAUGGGAGAUACAGCUCGGAGAGUGACGUGUGGAGCUAUGGGAUCCUCCUAUGGGAAACGUUUAGUCUCGGAGUGUGCCCUUACCCUGGGAUGACCAACCAGCAGGCCAGAGAGCAAGUGGAGAAAGGCUACAGAAUGUCCUGUCCACAAAAGUGCCCUGAUGAGGUUUACAAAGUCAUGCAGAAGUGCUGGGAGUACAAGCCUGAAAACCGGCCGAAGUUUGCCGACCUUCAGAAAGAACUGGCCUCGGUCAAGAAAAAAUAGCACCCAGGUAGGGCAAGGGGGACCAAGUCAUGCAUCACCUCCAGGGAAUCAUCCCCUUACAACCCGAAGUAAACACCACAGAACGUUACGUCCUUGAUGCUACUUGUCUUGAUUGUAUUUACGGUUUAUACUUUGUCACAAAAUCACUGUGUUAUUUGCCUAUGCAACUGUUUUGAGCCAUUAUCGAGGAGAGAGGUCUCUGCUUAGCUUGGAUCAUUGUCAAAAUACGGCCGUAUUUCUCUUUAAACCUGGUGUUCUUUUAUUCCUGUUCCUUUCUUUCACCUCUUACUGAACCUCAGUAAACUUCAGGUAUUUUGGAGCAAAACCAUGCAAACUUGGAAAGAUUGUGUAAAAUACAUAACACGAUCAUGCUCCGUUGCGCGUACAGUGAGCUCCAACCGUACUGGGACAGUGACAAAUGAUACAGAUGAUAUUUGUGCAUCAUGAUUCACAAUUCAUUCAGGAUUAUCUGUAAUCAUUGUACCAUCCACAUUAAUACAGAAGUGUUGAGAAGCAAAUUAUAUUCAUAUUUACAAUAAGUGACUCAAAUGGCGCAAUACAUUAUUUACCAUUCAUUUCUAUUGGGCCCAAAAUAAUCUGAAACAACCACAUUAAACAGCAAAUGCGUCCACAAACUUGACGUAGUCAUUGUGUGCUAUGAAUAUGGGACCAAGUAACAGUAACUUUUUACUGUCUUAAUUCUUUUGGUGCCCUAAAAUGGGGCGACUACGUACAAAAAGUACUGUAAUUUCAAUUCUCUCAAUUUGGAUUAAAAAAAUACCCUCAAAUUAAAGCUCACAGUCUGCACUUUAACCUCAGUCAUUGUAUCAUUUAAAACCCAAAGUGCAGGAGUACAGAGCCAAAACAACAACAAAUGUGUCACUGUCCCAAUACUUUUGGAGUUCACUGUAUGACUUCUGCUGUUGCUCAUCAUUCAUUCAUAGCCACAAUAAUGAACAUUUUCCAAAUGUUUUCGUUUUUUUAGGGCCCCGAGUUUGGUCCUGUUAAGGUAGCAUGGUUUAUGAGGACGUGAAAAAGGUUUCUGGGGCUCCGUAUAGCUGUGCAACCUCCAAAACAGACAGAAAAGGUAGAUGCACUCUGUAGCUCAUUUCAGUCUUUAGACAGAUUGCGUAUGAGUGUUCUGUUCUCUUUACCAGCGGAUCAUACCUAGGGGGUUAUUAUUGUAUGUCUCAAGCUUGACUUUGACUUUCCAGAGAAAUACUUCUAGCUGAAAGUCUUGUUUGUGGCGAUUUUGAGAUCAGCUACAAUGUCUUUCCAAAGAUCAAGUAUUCUCUUCACUCACACCAUUCAAUCUCGGAAACCUUUUCAGUUUAACAUAAGGAUAAGUGCAAUUUGUUACACCAUUUUCCUAUAAUUAUUCAGGCGAUAUAAUGCAGAAAUAUUGCAAUAAUACUGCCUUAAUUAUAAAGUGAAUGAAUGUCUAAGUUGUGUAUUUGUAAUUAAUACAAUUUUACUUUGAAUUAUUUAAUUUAAAGACCCUCCAGAUUGCUGCCUCAUUUCUAAGUAUUGGUCUCGGUCAGUUGUUACAACCUCAAUAGUUUUGUAUGAUCUGAAAAUUAGAAUGUGUCGUAACUGUACUAUCUGACGUGAAAUUUUCGCAUUUUGUGUCAAAACAGUCCGCUGUUACAUUAGCCGUGAUAUUUUCUACUUCAAACAGACAAUUAUUUUUGGUGAAACUGUAAAUCGUUGAUAGACAUUGCAUUCAGUAAUGUACAGUGAACUAGUUUUCAUUAAAACUGGCCCUAAGUAUAUACUUAUCUGACCAUGCAUCAUGACAGGAUAAAACUCUGGGACCUAGGGCUGCAAUUCGCAGAAGAUCGGCGGUAUGGCGUGAUUGAAAUGUAAAGAUCAUUUUUAAUUGAGCCAACAUAUGCAGCGUUUACCGGGAAUGUUGCCUUUUCAAUUUAAAUCGUGCUUUACCGUGAAUUUUCUGCAACACGGAUUGAAUUGAGCCCCUAGGCCUAGUCAAUAACUACGGGCUCCAGUUUUUCCUGGCUCUUUAGUGAAUUAGCUAUUCCAGUCGCUUCUGUAUUCGGUCAUUCCUCUAAGGCUGCCAUGUUGACUCCAUGUAGCCAAGCUCCUUGCCAUUUUGUGCUGACAGUCAAGGUGUGUAUCUUUUUUUUAAAGCAUCUUCUGUGAAUUAAACACAUCACAUCCAUCUCACUUCUUGUCUUUCGAAUUUUACAAACAUUCCUCUUCCUGUAUUUUGUAAAUACUUGUAGAUGCUAUAACCUUUCUCUAUAUUGUUUUUUGAAUACUAAUCUGAGAAAAAAAAUGCAAUCAUGCAAAUGUAGGUCACUCUUUAGGAUUGUUUCUUCCAAUGGUUUAUUUUGAUAAAGAAAACGUUGUCUGUUUUGCGUCUGCAUGAUUCAUUUGUAAAUUUUUAGUAUGUAUAAAAGAUAUUUGGAAAGAUCCUCCUGUUUCCUAUCCUCUGUAUACAAUGUCAAACUGUCAUGACCUCGUCUGUUGUCUCUCCAAUGACAUCCUAUUUACCAUGUAGUGCACUACAUGGUAAAUGGGUUGCCGUUUGUAGACUGGAGUAACAGUUAUUCAGUGGUUUCUCCAGAUUUGUUUUCUUGCGUUCCAGACGAACUAGUUACAGCUUUAGUUGUAAACCCCAAAAAACCAUUGAUUUGUAAGUGUUUUUUUUAUUUUAUUAACAUGGUCUUUAAUAACAAAGUGUAGAAUGAAAUGGGUGAUUACAUCAUAACUACUGGUUAAUGAGCGCAAUAUAUUUCUGUUUAAACAUAAGGCACACACCUUUUUUUAGUAAUCCUUUUAUUUAUUUGACACAUAGUAUCCUCAGCAUUUUGUAUCAAUUUCAGUCUCUUGUUAGUGUAUUAAGAUAUUUGCCAGUGUUUUGUUUUUAUAGAAUUCGUUUUCUAUUUUUAUUAUGCAAAGUGACCAAGUCUAGAUUUUCCCAUGCGUAGUUGGAGAUUCACCUCUACACUACUGGCCAAUGCAUGAUAUGCAAACCAUUAUUACGUCGGUGUUGAAUGGAAUUGUAUUUUCUUUUGUUACA